Messenger RNA from Labrus bergylta (ballan wrasse), 1288 nucleotides. Lineage: Eukaryota; Metazoa; Chordata; Actinopteri; Labriformes; Labridae. The record is from RefSeq and is a predicted model, not a curated record.
UUUCAUCUGAACAGGUGUUUCCUCCUUUUCUCUGUACAGGUGUGACUUUUCUCUGUACAGGUGUUUCUUCUUCUCUGUACAGGUGUUUCUUCUUCUCUGUACAGGUGUUUCCUCCUUCUUUUCUCUGUACAGGUGUGACUUUUCUCUGUACAGGUGUUUCUUCUUCUCUGUACAGGUGUUUCUUCUUCUCUGUACAGGUGUUUCCUCCUUCUUUUCUCUGUACAGGUGUGACUUUUCUCUGUACAGGUGUUUCUUCUUCUCUGUACAGGUGUUUCUUCUCUGUACAGGUGUUUCCUCCUCCUUUUCUCUGUACAGGUGUUUCCUCCUUCUUUUCUCUGUACAGGUGUGACUUUUCUCUGUACAGGUGUUUCUUCUUCUCUGUACAGGUGUUUCUUCUUCUCUGUACAGGUGUUUCUUCUUCUCUGUACAGGUGUGUCUCUUCUCUGUACAGGUGUUUCCUCUUUUUCUUGAAAGGUUUUUUCCACUUACACAAAAAUGCUGUCCGACCUGUUACACAGUCACAUGCUCUGAUUGGACCCUGUUCUCCUAUUGGUUGACAGUCUGAAUGACCCUGAACACACCUGAAAGAUGUUAGACAGGUGAGUUUCAGUCGACACAGAACAGGAAUGAGUGAAGGAGGAUACUAGCUUUGGACUGACGCAGAGGAAAGAAGUAUCUUCAGGACGAUGGGUCAGGCUCACAGCUCCUCUCCUCAGGUGAUACUGAUGGGUUUGGACUCUGCUGGGAAGUCGACCCUGCUCGCUCGACUGCUGACAGGACAGGAGAUGGAAACAUCUCCAACCAUCGGAUUCAACGUAGGAACUUUGGACCUGGACAAGAAGACAUCUUUGACAGUGUGGGACGUCGGAGGACAGAAGAGCAUGAGACCAAACUGGAGGUACUUCCUGGACGACUGUAAGGCUCUGGUGUUCGUGGUGGACAGCACUGAUCGUGUUCGGAUGCACGAGGCUCAGAAAGUGUUGAAGAAGGUUCUGUGUGAUGAGAAGUUACGAGGGAUUCCUCUGAUGGUUCUGGCCAACAAGAAGGAUCUGCCAGACUCCAUGACCAUCCGAGAGAUUUCCAACCAGCUGGACCUGGACUCUCACAACGAGCGGCUGUGGGAGGUUCAGGCCUGCAGCGCUCUGAAGGGACUAGGACUCCAGCAGGCCUUCAUCUCUGUGCAUAAGAUGAUCAAGAAGAGCUGAGAGUAGGAGGAGGAGAGGAGGAGAGGAAGGAGGAGAGGAAGGAGGAGAGGAGAGGAGGAGAGGAAGGAGGAGAGGAAGGAGUG